UUUGUCAUUACAAUGUUUACAAUUAAAAGUAGUAACUCGUGUCUUUUAAAUAAAUCAUAACUACUGAACUCAAAUUGUUUUUCAACGACUUCAUUUAUAGUUGCAAUUGAAACAACAGUGCUUUGUGCGCUGAAUUAAACAAUGUUAUCAGAUGAUAUAGAUAAAUUAAUUGAAGAGAAACGGCGGGAAUUAGAAAACGAAAAAGCUAUCUUAGGGUUAUCGCAGGAAAACGAUCUCUUAAACAGCAAGAAUGAGGAAAACAAAGAGAACAUAAAAUCACCACAUACUGUGAAGUUUUGCAGAAGGAGAGCUCUGUCAGAGAACAAUGAAACAACUGAAGACGAAAGUGAAGAAAAAGAUAUUUCACCUGACUUAGAGCGAUACAUACGGCGCUACCUCGGUCUUCCAGUUAUGUUAAAGGCAGGUGAGUAUUCGCCCAACAACCCGCUGAUACGAGGAGAGCGGUCAACCGGCGAUGUUCUUCUUGGUUUGGGGGAGUAUGAGCGACGAAGGAAUACGCUGCGCAAGAUACGACAGAGGCAGUAUAAGGAGUAUCUUGAUGAGCAAGCGAAAAUAAAACAAGAAGAGCGAGAAAAGGCAGAACGUGAGAAAAAGGAGAGAGAAGAAAAAGAAAGACUGGCGGAGGAAAGAGAAAGAGAGCGCGAACGGCUGGAGUUGGAGAGAGACAGAUAUAGUCCAGAAAGACGACGAGCCAGCUUCACUUGCAGCAACGUUUCUGGUGCUAAUAAUGUGUAUAAUAGUAAAGUGGAUACAGCAGUUCAAGUAGAAAGACAUACGCCGCUGUCCGUUGCCGUGCAGACGGACGACGAUGAUUUAUAUCCCACAAGAACAGGAAUAUCGCUACCCUCAAAACAACUGCUAACAGAAGCGGAACGAGAGUUGUCCCCUCGCACAGUAGGUGUCAAACCGGCCACUUGGCAUUGGUCGAGUAACUAUGAAGAUAGAGGCCGGAGAAGAAGGAGUUAUGGCGAUUUUGAUGCUCGGACGUCGUCCAACACAGACAAACAGACAUACAGGCCGUCUAUAUUGGAUGCCGAUGUUAUAUCAUUGAGGAACUUGCAAGCUGAAAAGGAGGCUGCAGCGCGACGUCAGUUCUAUCAGCAAGAGUUACGUAAUCAAAUAGAAGAACAGCAAAGAAUAAGAGAAGAGAGGAGAAAUAGAGAAAAAAUGUUGGAACAAGCCGAAAUGAGGCGGCUCGAACAACAACUUCGUUCGUUAAAAAUGGCACAAGAAAGUGAAAUUGAUAGACAUAGAGAUGUCAAUAAAAAGAUGCAGAGAAAUUCAGCGGAAUAUGAAAUUCAGAGGGCAUCACUACAGCAGGAAAUAGACGAAGAAAGAUCUCAAAUGAAACGUCACACAGAUACAAAUAGCUAUUUCGAAAAGCCUUACACCGUCAAUGUACCAGAUACAGCAAUAUUUUCACCGAAUUACGAUCUUGAAAAUUACUUAAGAAAAAAUCUGAAUCCAACCAAAGAGAGCCUCCAUCUCGGUAAUAAAAUACAUGAGAACUGGAAGGAAAGAGAAAAUUGGUAUGAGGCAACACCAUACCGUCAAGAAGUUUAUAAUUAUAAAGAUCUUAAUGAAAACUGGCAAAAGGCAGAUGAAAAAAUUAAAAGUUCCAGAGAGACUGAAAGUGAGAAAUAUAGGGUAGAUAAUAGAUAUAGGCAAGAAAGUUAUAGAAGCGAAUUCGAUACUCUGCCCAUACCAGUUUUACGGCAUUCGCCAAAACACAAAGUGGAAAAGGAGGAAAAGUGUGAGAAAAACGAAUUAAGCGAGGAGAUGCAACUUGUAGAUGACAAGUGGAAAGUACCCGCAGUUCAAAAGAAUAUUUUGAAAAAUUUGAAAAGUGAGGGUAGGAAUAUAAAUAUUUUGACCCAAUUGGGUUCCAUACGACGCCAACUUCAACUGGAACAAAUGAAGUUAGAUAAAAUUAAACAAACCGAUUUUUAGGUAUAUAAUUAAAAAAUUUAAUCGAAUUUUAAUUUUUUAUGAUUAUAAUACAACGGUUAGUUAAUUAUUAUUCAUGUUAAAUGACAAAUAGACUGAUUGUCAAACAAAAGUCUAAGUGUUAGUGAUAAUGUUAGACCGUUGACAUUUUACAAUAACGUCACAUGAUGCAUGUCACAAUACUUUGACAAUUUACAUUAGUAAGCGCAAAAAGGGAUGUUAUAAUUUGUAAUCUUAAUCAUUAAGGAAUAUAAAUUAAGAUUACAACUUAUAAGUUCGUGUUAUUAAUUUCGAUUUAAAAAUAUAUUAAUAACAAUUAAAUGUGUCGUUUUGAAUCUAUGAUCAGUCUAUUUAUCUUUAAAUAUAUAAGAUUUAAAUUUUCAAUAAAUCACCGUCCGUGAAGCUUACUAUAUAAAAUAUUUUUGCUGAAUUUUAAAUAUAUUUUUAUGAACAUUUAUUAUGAAUAUUCGUUACUUUGUUCGCUAAUUUUGAUGAUGUCAAAAUUAAUUCGAGCAAUAUUUAAUUUAAAAAAUUGUUCUAAAAUUAGAGUUGUGUUUUAUCGGUGUUGCUAUUUUUUAAUUUGGAUCAUCUCUAUUUUUAUUUGUAAGUUUUUAUUACAAACAUUUUUCGUCAUAGUUCAAAUAAAAUUGAGACGAACGAGUUGCAUACUCCGGAAAAUAUAAACAAUCCGAAAUUCCUAUUAAUCUGUAGAUUUUGAAAAUCAGUUUAGUUUUAAAAGAUUUCCUUGGGUACAUAUUAUCGUCUAAAUUAAACACGGUAACUUCGUUCGUGUUUAAAUUAAAUUUGAGUGCUACUUGUAAACUAAAUGUUUCUCCUUAAUUCAUACUUCGACUAGACAGUAGAGCAUAGCCAAAAAGUUAUUCCGUAGUGUAGUGCCAAAAAAGUUUUUGAUUUUUACAAUUUUAUCCUUGUCUUCGAAUCUUGAUUAUUCUAACAGACAUUUUUAUUUAAGGUAUGAAAAUUGUAAUGUUAAGUCACCCUUAUAGAAAAUAAAUCCGUUUCAUUGCACUCUUUAACUAUCAUCUGUUUCGUCUCAUCGACAUACAAUUUGACAGAAAAAGACGAAAGAGUUUUAGAGUGACUGAGACGUAGAUCGUUGGACAUACUUGGGUUUGUUCAAGAAAAAAAUAUUUUGUUGUUAAGAACUUGAUCGUAAUUCUAAUCUACGGUAAGUUACUAGUUUUGUGUGGCUUUCAAACGUAGAUUAAAUCAAAAACGU
Molecule: messenger RNA, 3208 nt
Organism: Pieris brassicae (large cabbage white)
Lineage: Eukaryota; Metazoa; Arthropoda; Insecta; Lepidoptera; Pieridae
Product: trichohyalin-like
Exons: 10
Coding region: 142-1971 (609 amino acids)
Source: RefSeq, a predicted model, not a curated record